GGCUUUGGUCAAAGACUCAGCCAAAGUGGUUUGAACCUGAGGUAAAUUUUUCUUUUUGGCUGACGGGCCGCUUGCUUGCAUCUUUUGGCUUUGUGGUGGGUGUUUUUUUUUAAGGUGGUAAAACAGAUUGCUUGUGCUACCGCUGCUAGGGAGUACAUUAGCAUGACACAGUUAGCAAAUCAGGUUUUUCUGCUUGUUAUCAGAUUUUGCAAACCCGAACCAAGUCCACACAACAGACGUUGCACCUCUUUUAAUGACGAGUUCCUCCUCCUGCUCAGGAUUUUCUUUUGAGCCCUCCUCCUCUGUUCGUUUCUCCUUCUCCGUGUUUCACAACCUCCCAGCGUAUCCUUCAGUCUUGCAUUCAGUGGUUUGACCGGUCUCAGCCUCACGCGUGCUGCACGUAUGUUGGCCACGCCCACUUAUUUACAUUUCGCGGUAUACACGGAAUAAAAAAAUCUUUUACGGUACACAUUUCAUUCCGCGGUAACGAUAUAUACCGUCAUACCGCCAAGCCCUACUUGGCAUGACCAAAAAAAACCCUGCUUAUAUUCAGAAACAUCUGUUAACUCAGCGUGGUUUCCUGUUCAGAAAACUGAAAGCAGAACUAUAAAAGCUAUAGGAGUACACUAGUUUCUUUCAUCACCACACAAAAGUCUGGGAUUGCAACACUGGAAAAAAUAAGGAAGUACACUUUCAACAGGGUAGAGAUGUUGACGACCUUUUAACUCAUAGCAGGGGACAGCAGAAGAAAACAAGUCAUGGUCAUCAGAAGACUGCUGCGUAGAGCCGUCCGUGAUGGGAUGAUCCUGCUGAGAAAUCGUCAGAAAUGCUCUACAGCAUGGAGAGCCACUCACUACUGCUCGGCUUUAGUUUACAGAGAACACACGCAUAACAUCGAUACUCUAAGGAUGGAGCAGCUGCCACUGCCUCCAGUGGGUGAUUGUUCUGUGAGGGUCCACAUGCUAGCAGCACCUGUCAAUCCUGCAGACAUAAACAUGAUCCAGGGUUCGUAUCCGAUUUUGUGCCCCCUCCCAGCGGUGGGGGGGAAUGAGGGGUUGGGAGAGGUGAUAGAGGUGGGCAGUAAUGUCACAUCUCUCAGACCAGGUGAUUGGGUCGUGCCCAUUGAUGCUGGAUUUGGUACAUGGAGGACAGGUGCUGUGUGUGAAGAGGAUGAGCUCAUCUCUGUUCCUAAAGACAUCUCUGUUUUGGGGGCCGCCACCAUCUUCGUGAACCCCUGCACUGCGUACAGGAUGCUUCGUGACUUUCAAACACUCUCCCCUGGUUGUACCGUGAUUCAGAACGCUUCUAACAGUGCAGUGGGACAGGCUGUGAUUCAGAUCGCUGCAGCACUGGGCCUGAAAACCAUCAACAUCAUUAGAGACAGACCAAACUGCACUGAGCUGGUCGAUGAGCUUCAGUCGCUAGGAGCUGACUACGUGCUGACAGAAGAAGAAGUGAUGUCAACAGGACUUCAUCAGGUCUUCGAGGAAGUUCCCAAACCUAAACUGGGCUUGAACUGUGUCGGAGGCUUGAGCGGAGGACUUGUGCUCUCUAAUCUCGAUUAUGGAGGGACAAUGGUCACAUAUGGAGGGAUGGCCAAAAGACCCCUUCAGAUCCCUGCUAAAUCCUUUAUAUUCCAGGAUGUGACUCUGAAGGGCUUCUGGCUAACGCAGUGGAAAAGAAAGCACAGGGAAGAUAAAGCCCAGCUGAAGGCCAUGUUGGAUGCUGUGUGUGAGCUCAUGAGAGCUGGACAGCUGUCCGCUCCACACUGUGUCCAGACACCAUUUCACCAGUACUCGCACGCGUUACAAGCCAUUAUCCAAUCACACGGCCGCAAGCACGUUCUUAUCAUGUAGAAAACAAACCCGCACGUGCUUCUGAUCCUCUGCGGAAACAGGCCGGACAUCAUGAAGAAGGCUACAACUCAACAUGCUUGAUCUCACCAUUGGCACAAAACAAGGAACUAUAAUGCUAGAAAUGUGAGUGGGCUUAUCAGAUUCAAUCGGGAUUAAAAAUCAUGUAGCUUUAGUUUGCGCGUUUGUUUGUAAUUAACCUAAUCAUUUAAAAGCGCCAUCAUUUCCAGUGUAAUGUCUGUCUGUAUCCAGCACACGUGUCAGAUCUGCUGGAAACUCUAGUGUAGCUCAUUGGUUUUAUUGAUCUAAAAGAGUGCGUUUGGGGUUUAUUAAAUAUCAUAUUUUCACUUUU
This is a messenger RNA of Puntigrus tetrazona (Sumatra barb), 2205 nucleotides long. Its product is annotated as enoyl-[acyl-carrier-protein] reductase, mitochondrial. The record is from RefSeq and is a predicted model, not a curated record. Lineage: Eukaryota; Metazoa; Chordata; Actinopteri; Cypriniformes; Cyprinidae. Gene Ontology annotation, biological process: fatty acid metabolic process. Gene Ontology annotation, molecular function: trans-2-enoyl-CoA reductase (NADPH) activity. The coding region runs from base 759 to 1856 and encodes 365 amino acids. The transcript has 10 exons. Gene Ontology annotation, cellular component: mitochondrion.